Molecule: messenger RNA, 12123 nt
Organism: Ruditapes philippinarum (Manila clam)
Lineage: Eukaryota; Metazoa; Mollusca; Bivalvia; Venerida; Veneridae
Product: probable oligoribonuclease
Exons: 6
Coding region: 56-781 (241 amino acids)
Cellular component (GO): mitochondrion
Molecular function (GO): 3'-5'-RNA exonuclease activity; nucleic acid binding
Source: RefSeq, a predicted model, not a curated record
UUAAGGGGAGAUCACUGCGUGGAGAUUGAUAUAAUAGUGGUGUUCAACUUACAGCAUGCGCAUUAUAAAAUUUGUAAUUUCAAGUGCAUUUCCUAAAUCAAAUAUAUAUCAUCAUUCACUGCGAGGAAUGUCUUCAGCAAGUAAAAGACGUAAACGUUUACAAAGGAAAAGUGAAAGGAUUGUUUGGGUUGACUUGGAGAUGUCUGGAUUAGAUGUUGAUAAAGAACAUAUCUUAGAAAUGGCAUGUCUUGUCACAGAUGCUGAUCUGAAUAUCAUUGCUGAGACAGAGGAUUUGGUGAUACAUCAGCCAGAUAGUGUACUUGACAAUAUGGGUGAAUGGUGUACAAAACACCAUGCAGAGUCUGGGUUAACAGAAGCUGUGAGAAAUAGUAAGAUAUCUUUAAGUGAUGCAGAAAAAGAAAUGCUUGACUUUAUUAGGGAACAUACAACAGGGAAAGCACCUUUAGCAGGAAACUCUAUACAUAUGGACAAAUUGUUCCUGGCAAAAUACAUGCCAAAGUUUACAGAUUAUUUACACUAUAGAAUGAUUGAUGUUAGUACAAUCAAGGAGUUGUCAAGGAGAUGGUAUACCAAAGAAUUUUCAAAUGCACCAAAGAAACAAUUAUCACACAGAGCUUUAGAUGACAUUAAAGAAAGUAUAGAAGAACUAAAAUAUUAUAGAAUGAAUGUGUUUAAACCAGUUGUGGACAGCGAUGAAGUUAGUUCAGGCGAAGAGACUGGGGAAAGUUCUUCUGAGGAAAAGAAGUCAAAAAUAGCAUAGUUUAUUCUGUAUGAUAGGUUGUGGAUCACUAAUUGUUUCAGGACAGGAAGUUAGUUUAUGUAUAACUUACUACACUGUUAAACGUCUAAUGUUCAAACCGGAAAGAAAGAGGAAAAUAUUCAACUAAUAGUGUAACAUUGUAAAUAAGAAGAAAUUUCUUUGCCAGUUAUAACUUCAAUUGGUUAAAAAGAAUGAAGGACUUUGUAGUUUGAUUAAGAAAAGGAACUAAGUGUUGAUAGUUCUUCAUAUAUUUGAUCAUCUGGAAGGGAGACUAUUGUCUGUCAGUCUGUCUUGAAAUAUGAAUCUCUUGAGGUCAAAGAAACAUUAAUUUAAGCUCAGUUGUUGAAACUUUGUGUAUGAAUAUAUAACAAUAUGGAGAAAUUUGACAUUAUGUAAUUGAUUUUAUUAUGCCCCCGCCAUAAAAUGGCUUGGGCAUAUAGUGUUACCCUGUUCUGUCCUGUCAUCAUCAGUUUCCGUUCAUUAUCUUAGUAAUGUUUGUACACAUUCAACUCAAAUUUGGCAUAUGGAUAUGUCAAAGGAAUGCGCAGGUCAAGUUUGUAUUUGGUCAUGGUUUGAUGAGUUUUGGCAGAGUUAUGCCCCUUUCUCUUUGAAAAUAAUAUGAAAUUUUCAGUUUCUGUUCAUUAUUGCCCAAACGGUAUUACACAUUUAACUAAAAUUUGACAGAAGGAUUUGUUAAAGGGAUGCACAGAUGAAGUUCGAAUUUGGUUAUGGUUCGAUGAUUUUUGGAAGAGUUAUGCCCUUUUCACUUUGAAAAUAAUAUGAAAUUUUCAGUUUCCGUUCAUUAUCUCCCCAACAGUAUUACACAUUCAACUCCAAUUUGACAUAUGGAUACGUCAAAUGAAUGCGCAGGUCAAGUUCAAAUUUUGUCAUGGUUUGAUGAUUAUUUUGCAGAGAAAUGCCCCUUUAAGUUUGAAAAAAAAAAGGAAAUGACGGAAGGACAGAAUGACAAACAGGGUAACACUAUAUGCCCCAGCCAUUUUAUUAUGCCCCGAAAGGGAGGCAUAUUAAAAUUGCACCGUCUGUAUGUUCGUCUGUCUGUCCGUCCGCACUACCGAUAGGGAUAGGGGGCCAUCUAACUGUAAACAGAACAAAGGAGAACAGUAGAAUUCAUUCCGUAACAACAGAAUAAGGGGCCAUGGCCCUCUAUUAAACAAAAGAAAAUGACAAUAGAAAUGGCCCUUUAUCCCUAUUUGGUCGGAUGUCCGUCUGUCUGUCCGUACAAACCCAGAGGUACUUGUGUGACUUGGAGAACAAUGGGUAAAGGUACAUUUCCUUUGAUCUUAUUCAUUCCGUUUUUACUUGUGUGUCUUUUUUUAGGCCUUGUGUAACUAAAAAUGGCUGAAAAGAUCAAAGGAAAAGUCACACAAGUACCAUUUAGUAAGUACGUCCGUCUGUGUGUCCCCACUUCUUUCGUGUCCGGCUUGUAACUUUGUCAUACAUUGAGGGAUUUUUUGAGGGAUUUUGAAAUAACUUGGCAUAAAUGACUACCACAUCAAGAAGAUGCUUCGCGUCCAAGAAUUUCGUCCCUACCUCAAAGGUCAAGGUCACACAAUUACAUUUUAAAGUUUCACUUUAUCACAAUAAGAGUUUAUAGGUACACACAUUUGUGUCCGGAUUGUAACUUUGUCAUGCAUGGAAGGAUUUAAGAAUAACUUGGCAUUAAUGUCUACCACAUCAAGACGAUGUGUCUCAUCCAAUAAUCACGUACCUACCUCUAAGGUCAAGGUCACACUGCCAUUUUGAAGUUCACUUUAUCACAAUUAGAGUUUAUAGGUACACACAUUUGUGUCCGGACUGUAACUUUGUCAUGCAUCGAAGGAUUUUAAAAUAACUAGUCAUAAAUGUCUACCACAUCAAGACGACAUGUCGUGACUAAGACCCAUGUCCCUACCUUUAAGGUAAAGGUCACACUUCUAGUUUGAAUGUACUCAUUCUCUCGAGAAGAGUUUGAAGAUACCCAUUCAUGUCCGUACUGUAACUUUGUCAUGCAUGAAAGGAUUUUAAAAUAACUUGGCACAAAUGUCUACCACAUCAAGACAAUGUGUCACAGCUUAGGCUUAUGUCCGUCUGUCCAUGUGUCCCCACUUACACAACAGACUGUUAAACUUUGUCAUGCAUUGAGGGAUUUUGAAAUAACUUAGCACAAAUGUCUAUCUCUUAACAGCAUUCUAUCGCUUCCAGGAACAACGUCCCUUCUUCAAAGGUCAAGGUCACACUUAUAUUUUGAAGGUUCAUGCUCUCACAGGUACAAUUAUACAAAGAACAAUAUUAAGCAAUUAGUUACUUUAAUUCUCUUUUCUUUUCAUAAUACCUGCAUGCUUAAGAAACCUUUUUGGGGGCAUUCGUUACUUAGGUGACAGGUCUUGUUACACAUUCAACUCAAAUUUGGCAUAAUUUUAUGGAUACGUCAAAGGAAUGGGCAGGUAAAGUUCAUUAUCUCCCCAACAGUUGUACAUAUUCAACUCAAAUUUAAGAUAUCGAUAUGUCAUAAGAAUACACUGGUCAAGUUCGAAUUUGGUAAUGGUUUGAUGAUAGCUGACAGAGUUAUCCCUCUUUAACUUUGAAAAAGAUCAGAAAUUUUUAGUUUCUGUUCAUUAUCUCCACAAUGGUUGUACACAUUCAACUCAAAUUUGACAUAUAGAUUAAGAUACAUCUUAGGAAUAAGCGGUUCAAGUUUGAAUUUGGUCAUGGUUCAAUGAUUUUGGACAAAGUUAUCUCUCUUGAGUGUUGGAAAAAAUUUUGAAUUUUCAGUUUCAGCACUCAUACUUUUGAGGAAAUGUAUGUAGUCAUUAUUUUGGUACAAAUAUGAAAUAUGCAAUUUACAAAAGGUUAACACUGAAUGGUUUCAGUGCCUUGAACUUUGUAUAAAAAUGGUGUGUGUUAACAGUGAAUAGUUUUCUGGAUUUUGAACUUAAAAUGAAAAAAAGUUUGUGCAAACAAAUUUGGAACUAAAUAUUAUAACAUCUGUAAUUUAGGCUGCAUGCGGGGGCAUCUCUUGUUCUCUAGCACACAUUUCUUGUUCUUUCUAAGAUAAUAAAAAAAAUUGUCUAAAUAAGGCGUUAACAUGAACAUGUAGGUAAUUUACAAAAUAAUAUAUUCCUGUUGAUGAAAAUAAUAGUGACAAUUGGUGCUGAAUCUAAGUGAAAUUUUCAUAACAGUAGAACAAAAUGUGUUAUAUACCAAAAUGGCCGCAAAUGCAUCUUAUAUCAGGAAAUGGUGGCAUAUUUUUUCUUUAUGUGGUGUGGGCUGAGAAAUCCAAGAUGGCAUCCAAGAUGGCCGCCACUGUGAAUUUGUUUAUUGAAGGAAAUUUUAUAAGUCAUGUGCAGUUUUCUUAUCUACAAAUAUAUCAAUUAAUGAUUGCAUGUUUAUUACUUCUAUGAUCAAGUACUUUUAAUUAACAUAUUAAAGUAAUCAAUUCAAAGUCAAGGUCAUUUCAAGGUCAUUUGCAAAAAAUCUUGCUAAAAAGUUAUUUUAAUUAGAUAUUUUUUUUUUUUUAAAGUUAAAAUUAUUAACAACUUAACAUUAAACCCUGAGACAUAGAUGUUAUCUAUGUUUCUGAUCAAACCAGAUGUUAAAGUGAUAACUAAAGUGUACAGCAUUCAACAAUACCAAAAUAAUUUGCCUACAAGUGAUUUAGAUUCCAAAAUUUAACAUCAAUCAAGGUCACUUCCACUAUUUUUGUAUGUCCUGAAAGUGAAUGUCAAAUGUGGAAAUUUUAUAUAUAAUUUAUUAUCAAAAUUUUGUAUGGACAUACUUAUUUAAAAAUAAAACAUAAAACUAAUAUAGCAUAAAUAAUAUUAAAAACCAAGCCUUGUCAAGGCAAAGGUCAUAAAGGUCAAGGUCAUUUGAAGAAAAUGAUAGUUCACAAAAUCAAUAUACUGAUACUUAAAACAUUUCUUAAAGUAGCAAAAUAAGUAGCAAGAAAAAAAAUUCCCAUUGGACAGUGCAGUAUUUAUUUUCAUUUCCAAGGGUGUAAACAUUGUUUAAAAUAUUAUGUUAUUUUGCAAAUUGAUCAUAAACUGCCAACCAGCUUGUCUGUACUUCAGUAUUUUGAUUUGCAAUUUGAACAUAUUUUCAUUAGUUUUUGUUUAAGUUUUUUUUCAGUGUAAAUUAUGAUUACUUAUUAGAUUUCUAAAUUUAGCAAACAUUAAAAUGUUUUAUGAAAUUUUUAUUGUAUAUUUUAUUUGUUUGACUCUUGAAAUCUAAUAAGUGAUUAAAUGAAGAAAACAUUGCUGUAAUACAAACGUUUUUAGUCUUGUUUAUGGGUAUUAUACAUUUUCCCACAAAUUAUAUAUAUUUGGUCAAUUCAAAUGUAUUUGUUUACAAUGCUGAAAAACUACAUUGUAAAAAAACAUUUUCCUGGUACAUUGUCUAUUUUUAGCAUUUCAGGUAUAGCAUUUACAUGUAUAUACUUGUAGUUAAACAAGUUGCUGAUGGGAUAUAUAUGGGAGAAUAUAGCCUGAAUGAGAAAAAUAUUAUCCAAGGCACUAGGCCAAGGGUUAUGUUUAUGUCAGCAUCUUUUAUAUUCUCCCAUAUAUCCAGUCAGCAACUUUUACAUACAAUGAAUUUGUUAAUGACAACGACCCAGCAUUUAUAGACUGUUUUCAAAGAAGUAUGCAUGAGAAAAGGGCGUACAUGAUGGCGUCAGACGUUCAACGGCUAUACUUAUAGUAAUUCAAAUAAAAAGUCAUUAUAGUGUGUAACUUUCAAACUAUUUAUUUAGUGAUAACAUUUGAAUCUAUAAAUAUACCAUACUAAUGGGAUAAUUAAAUAUAUGCACACAUGUAGGUAACUACCUAACCUGUAGAAAUCUAGAAUCAUAUACAAAGUAUUUUCGAGAAAUUUAAUUUUGUAUAUAUUAUUUUUAGCUUGACUAUUCUAAGAAUAUGGAGAGCUAUUGUAGUCGCCCUGACUUCGGCGUCCGCAUGGCGUCUGCAUUGGUUAAAGUUUUUUGUAAAGUCAAAUAUCUCAAUUAUUGCUUGAGAUAUUCAAUUUAAACUUGCAAUACUUAUUUAUAGUAACAAUGUACAUCAGAUUGACAAGUUGGAUAACUCUGCCUACAAUAUUUACAGAAUUAUGCCCCUUUUUAACUUAAAAAUUUUGGUUAAAGUUUUUUGUAAAGUCAAAUAUCUCAAUUAUUGCUUGAGAUAUUCAAUUUAAACUUACAAUACUUAUUUAUAGUAACAAUUUAUAGUACAUCAGAUUGACAAGUUGGAUAACUCUGCCUACAAUAUUUACAGAAUUAUGCCCCUUUUUAUCCCCCGCCGAAAAGGCGGCGGGGGAUAUAGAAAUAGUCUCUGUCCGUCCGUCCGUUAAAAACAGGAGAGUAAUAAUGUGGCUACUCUUUUGUUCUCUCUAUUGUUCUUUUUAGCCACACAAAAGAAAAUAGCCACAUAAAAGCAUUACGGAAGGAAUGACAUCAAAGAGAAAACCUCUAGCCACAUAAUUACUGUCCUGUGAGUGCGGCUGACCUUCCGUCCGUCCUUCGUCCGUCUGACAUUUUUGUCCGGAGCAUAUCUCUAAAAGUAUUUGAGUAAUCAACUUGAAACUUCAUAGGUGGAUAGACCUCAUUGAGGAGGAGUGCAGUGCACAAGAAUGAUAACUCUACCCUGCAUAAUUUUUGAGUUAUUGCCCUUUGUUAUUUUUCAAAAUUAAUUUUUGUCCAGAGCAUAACUCAAAAAGCCUUUUAGAUAUCAAAAUGAAACUUCAUAGGUGCAUAGAUCUCACUCAGGAGGAGUGCAGUGCACAAGAAUGAUAACUCUACCUUUCAUAAUUUUAGAGUUAUUGCCCUUUGUUAUUUUUCAUACCUAAUUUUUCACCCGAGUGGAGCAUAACUCAAAAGUGUUUGAGAUGUCAACAUGAAAUGUCAUAGGUGGAUAGAUUUUUUUGAGGAGGAAUGCUGUGCACAAGAAUGAUAACUCUUCCCUGUAAAAUUUUUGAGUUAUUGCCCUUUGUUCUUUUUCAUACUAUUUUGUCCGGAGCUUAUCUCAAAAAGUAUUUGAGGUAUCAACUUGAAACUUCAUAGGUGGAUGGAUCUCAUUGAGGAAGAGUGCAAUGCACAAGAAUGAUAACUCUACCCUGCAUAAUUGUUUAGUUAUUGCCCUUUUUUUAUUUUUCAAAAUUAAUUUUGUCCAGAGCAUAACUCAAAAGGCCUUUGAGAUAUCAUUAUGAAACUUCAUAGGUGCAUAGAUCUAACUCAGGAGGUGUGCAGUGCACAAGAAUGAUAACUCUACCUUUUAUAAUUUUUGAGUUAUUGCCCUUUGUUAUUUUUCAUACUUAAUUUUUCAAUUCAAUUUUUUUCUCAAUAAGUAUUUGAGGUAUCAACUUGAAACUUCAUAGGUGGAUAGAUUUUACUGAGGAGGGAUGCAGCACACAAGAAUGAUAACCUACCCUGCAUUAUUUUUCAGUUAUUGCCCUUUGUUAUUUUCAGCCAUCAGUAUUCACAUAGGUUUCAAAUCUGUAAUCACUAUAGCCAUCAGUUUUCAUUACCAAAAGACCUCUUAAAAUGGAAUUAUUCUGCUGUACUACAUAUACAUUCUUCUAAUGAGCAAACACAUUCGGCGGGGGAUGGCCAUGUUGACAUGGCUCUUGUUAACUUAGAAAUUUUGGUUAAAGUUUUUUGUAAAGUCAAAUAUCUCAAUUAUUGCUAGAGAUCAAUUGAAAUUUACAAUACUUUUUUUAUAGUAACAAUGUACAUCAGUUUGCAAAGUUACAUAACUCUGCCUGCAAUAUUUGCAGAAUUAUUUGCCCCUUUGAAACUUAGAAAUUUUGGUUAAAGGUUAAAGGGGGGCUUCCGUGGCUGAGUGGUUAAGGUCGUUGACUUCAAACCACUUGCCCCUCUACUGUGGUUUGAAUUACGACAGGGACUUUGGAUUCUUUUAUGUGAGGAAGCUAUCCAGCUAGCUUACGGAAUGUCGGUGGUUCUACUCAGGUGCCCGUUCCUGCCUGAAAAAAUGCACUGAGGGGCACCUGAGGUCUUCCUCCACCAGUAAAGCUGGAACGUCGCCAAAUGACCUAUACUGUGUCGGUGUGACGUAAAACCCAAAUAAAAAAAAUAAAUAAAUAAAUAAAAUAAAGGUGAAAUGUCUUCAAAAAUAUUUACUUGAAACUUUACACUUAUGGUUAUAAUUGAAGGUCACAUCUCAAGAUUCAUUACUCUGCCAUGUAUUUUGACUGAAUUAUGCUCCCUUUUGUACUAAAAAAAAUCUCCUUUUCUUGGUUAAGUUUAACCUGCAAGUUUUGCAUAUCUCUGAAACUAUUAAAGAUACAAACUUGAAACUUCAUAUGUAUAUAUCUGUGUCAUGUAUUUAGGCUGAUUUAUCUCCCCCCUUUUUAUAUGCCCGACAGAAUUUCGGACAUAUUAUGUUAUACCCCCUGGCGUCCGUCUGUCUGUCCGUCAGUUAGCAAUUUGGUUUCCGGAGCAUAACUUAAGUUCCAUUUGGCCCACAGUUUUCAAACUUCAUAGAAUGAUUGCCCAUAUUGGGUAGAAGACCCCUAUUGAUUUAGGGGUCACAAGGUCAAAGGUCAAGGUCACUAUUACUGUAAAACUGAAAAUGGUUUCCGCAGCAUAACUUAAGUUCCAUUUGGUCCACUGUAUUCAAACUUCAUAGGAUGAUUGUCCAUAUUGGGUAGAAGACCCCUAUUGAUUCUCGGGUCACAAGGUCAAAGGUCACGGUCACUAUUAGCUUAAUACUGAAAAUGGUUUCCGGAGCAUAACUUAAGUUCCAUUUGGCCCACAGUAUUCAAACUUCAUAGGAUGAUUUUCCAUAUUGGGUAGAAGUCCCCUAUUGAUUUUGGGGUCACAAAGUCAAAGGUCAAGGUCACUAUUACCCUAAAACUGAAAAUGGUUUCCGCAGCAUAACUUAAGUUCCAUUUGGUCCACAGUAUUCAAACUUCAUAGGAUGAUUGUCCAUAUUGGGUAGAAGACCCCUAUUGAUUUUGGGUUCACAAGGUCAAAGAUCAAGGUUACUAUUAGCUUAAUACUGAAAAUGGUUUCCGGAGCAUAACUUAAGUUCAUUUGGCCGACAGUUUUCAAACUUCAUAGGAUGAUUGUCCAUAUUGGGUAGAAGACCCCUAUUGAUUUUGGGGUCACAAGGUCACAGUCACUAUUAGCUUAAUACUGAAAAUGGUUUACGGAGCAUAACUUAAGUUCCAUUUGGCCCACAGUAUUCAAACUUCAUAGGAUGUUUGUCCAUAUUGGGUAGAAGACCCCUAUUGAUUUAGGGUUCAUAAGGUCAAAGAUCAAGGUUACUAUCACCUUUAAACUGGAAACAGUUUUUGCUCAAUAAUUCAAGCAUUAAUCAACCUACAGCUAAAGUACUUUCGGGCAUAUAAUGCCCCGCCUAGCGGUGCUCUUGUUUUCUUAGUCUCUUGGUUAAUGUUUACAUGUAAGUUUUACAUGUCUCAAUAACUAUCAGAGAUUUUGAUUUGAAACUUCAUAUAUGCAUGAAGGGUCAUAAUUGUAUGUCACUGACAAAGUUCCAUAUCUCUAUCUUGCAUUUAGGCUGAUUUAUCUCCCCUUUUCUACUUAGUCUCUUGGUUAAUGUUUACAUGCAAGUUUUACAUAUCUCAAUAACUAUUAAAGAUAUUUAUUUAAAACUUCACAUAUGCAUUUAGGGUCAUAAUUGUAGGUCACUGACCAAGAUCCAUAACUCUAUCUUGCAUUUAGGCUGAUUUUUCUCCCCUUUUUCAACUUAGAAAUUCAUGGUAAAGUUUUGCUUGUAAGCUGUUAUCUCCAUAACUACUGAAGGGUUUGUGCCUUUUUUGGGACAAUUUUAUGCAUUCAUAAGAAUAAAGCAGUGAUUUACUUGAUAAAACAUCUUAAUAACAAGCCUUUGUACCUUUUCCAUCAAUUUUUUGUAUUCAUAGGUAAGCAUUAUUAUACUCAAUAAAACACCCUUGUGAUAACUUUUUCUAAUAGUCAAGCCUUAUUGUCCUCCGACAGUUCUUGUUUGAUAAAGGAAUGCUAUUUUUAUGAAAUAAUUAAUUUGGAAAAUCUGAGUAUGAUAAUACUUCUUAUAUCCAAAGCAGGGCUAUCAUUUUUGUGUCGCCUUCAAAAGACGACAUAUAGGGGUUACUUUUGUCGGCGGCGGCGUUGGCGUCCCCUUAUUAGCUUGUCCGGAGCAUAAGUCAGUCAUUAUAUUUUCACCAAAUUUUGUAUGUAGCAUUCUUGGAUAGUCUUUUAUCAAAUUUGCUCAUAUUAAUUUGAUUAGCACCUUUUAGGGGCCGCUGAAGCUAAAUAUAGAAAUACCUUUAGACGUCUCCUGCAGAACUAAUUGAUAGAUGUUCACCAAAUUUUGUCUGUACUGGGGUCAACACAGCUAAAAAUAGAAAAACCUUUAAACAUCUUCUUCUACAGAACUAAUAAAUGGAUGAUCACUCAACUUUGUCUGUAGCAUUCUUAGGUAGUCUUUUAUCAAGUUUCCUCAUAUUAAUUUGAUUGGCCCCUUUUAGGGGCCGCUAAAGCUAAAAAUAGAAAUACCUUAAAAUGUCUAUUUCUACAGAGUUAAUUGAUGGAUGAUCACCAAACUUUGUCUGUAGCAUUUGUAGGUAGUCUUUUAAACAAGUUUGCUCAUAUUACAUGUACUUUGAUUGGCCCCUUUUAGGGGUCUCUAGAGCUAAAAAUAGAAAAAACCUUUAGACAACUCCUACAGAACUAAUUGAUGGAUGAUCACCAAAGUUUGUCUGUAGCAUUCUUGGGUAGUCUUUUAUCAAGUUUGCUCAUAUUAAUUUGAUUGGCACCUUUUAGGGGCCGCUGAAGCUAAAUAUAGAAAUACCUUUAGACGUCUCCUGCAAAACUAAUUUAUAGAUGCUCACCAAAUUUUGUCUGUAGCAUUCUUAGGUAGUCUUGUAUCAAAUUUGCUCAUAUUAAUUUGAUUGGCCCCUUUUAGAGGCCAACAGAGCUAAAAAUAGAAAUACCUUUAAAGUAUCUACGGAACUAAUAAAUGGAUGAUCACCAAAUUUUGUUUGUAGCAUUCUUAGGUAGACUAAGGUAGUCCUUUAUCAAGUUUGCUCAUAUUAAUUUGAUUGGCCCCUUUUAGGGGCCGCUAAAGCUAAUAAUAGAAAUACCUUUAAAGUCUCCUUCUUCAGAACUAAUGCAUGGAUAAUCACCAAAUUUUGUUUGUAGCAUUCUUAGGUAGUCCUUUAUCAAGUUUGCUCAUAUUAAUUGAUUUGCCCCUUUUAGGGGCCACUAAAGCUAAAAAUAGAAAAACCUUUGAACAUCAUUCUCCUACUGAAAUAAUUGAUGGCUGAUCACCAAACCUUGUCACUAAUCUUAGGUAGUCUUUUAUCAAGUUUCCCUCACCGCUGUUGGUUUCUAUCAUGUGAGGAAGCUAUCCAGCUAGCUUACAAGAACGUCGAUGGUUCUACUCAGGUGCACGUUCGUGCGAAAUAAUGCACGGAAGGGCACCAGUGUGGUCUUCCUCCACCAGUAAAACUGGAACGGAGGGAUAUGAUCUAUACUGCGUAGAUGUGACAUAAAACCCAAAACAAACAAAUUAUCAAGUUUACUCAUAUUAAUUUGAUUGGCCCUGUUUAAGCUAAAGCUAAAAAUAAAUGCCCCAGGUCAUGGCAUUUCUUCAAAUUAUUGUUUAAAGAUAUUCUAUGAUUAAAUUUACUAUUAGAAAAUAUUGACAAUGGAUAAUUUUCAACACUGAAAAGCAGUUGUUUCUGGUGAGCGACUCAGGGCCAUCAUGGCCCACUUGUUUAUAAAAAUUGUUCCGAAAAAUAUUAGAAGAUGUGUGGAUUUGUGGGGAGUUUAAAAAAUGCAUACUAUCUUGAUAAAUUGUAUUGAUAUGAGCCGCGUCAUGAUAAAACCAACAUAAUGCGUUUGCGAGCAGCAUGGAUCCAGACCAGCCUGCGCAUCCGCGCAGUCUGAUCAGGAUCCAUGCUGUUCGCUUACAAACCCUAUUACAAGUAAAGAAACUGAUAGCGAACAUCAGACUGCGCGGAUGCGCAGGCUGGUCUGGAUCCAUGCUGGUCGCAAAGCCACUAUGUUGGUUUUGUCGUGACACGGCUCAAUUUUAUUAUGUUCACUAACUAGGGGAGAUAGUGUAUAAGUGCUGGAUAGCUCAGUGGGUAAAGUCACGGUAUGGUAUUUUUUCAAGGUAAAGUAAAACAAUUAAACUUGAAAAUUUCAGUCUAGACUGUGAUACCUGAAAAUAGUGUGUAAGAAAGGUGGAAGUCAGAUAACUUCAUGUUAGUGAAAAGGUUGGAAAAUGUGUAAAAAUAUCUGCUUUUUGCUACUAUGGUAACAAAAAUGAACAUAACCUUGCUGUAAACGAUUUAUUAUAUGACAAGUUACUCAAUAAUUUGAAAAGAGA